Molecule: messenger RNA, 1664 nt
Organism: Lagopus leucura (white-tailed ptarmigan)
Lineage: Eukaryota; Metazoa; Chordata; Aves; Galliformes; Phasianidae
Gene: CD2
Product: CD2 molecule
Exons: 5
Coding region: 109-1008 (299 amino acids)
Source: RefSeq, a predicted model, not a curated record
AGGAGGGCACAGGCUGUGCAAGCACUGCCGCUGCUUUCAGCAGAAGAGCCUUUCACCUGCUGGGAGCUGCCCUUGGCAAGGCGGCACUGGGUUUUUUGGAUCCUGAAAAUGAACUUCGGGAGGAUUUUCCUUGUCAAGUGCUUGCUGCUUUUGUUUCCCAAAGCAAAAUGUACCAGUACCAUAAAUUACAAGGCAGUGAAUGAGACAGCUCUACUCAGUUUCACUGCUGAAAACACGCACGAGAUAUUGUGGAGCAGAGACAAUGAGAGGCUGCUUCAGAUGAAAGACAAAAAAAUUAAAUAUUAUGUGGAGAAGACGCAGUGUAGGUGCAAGGUGCUCCUCAAUGGGACUCUCCGAAUAGAGCGGCUGGUGAAAGAAGACAGUGGGAUAUACAAGGUGUCUGCAUAUGACAAGAAUGGAAAGCUGAAGGCAAAUGAAACAAUAGUGCUCAUCGUUUUGGAGCCUGUCCCUCAGCCAAUCCUCAAUGCUGAAUGCAUUAAUAAAACCCUAUAUGUGAAAUGUACAGUGAAGAAGACUGAGAACCAGGUGUUUACAAUAGAAUUGACUCAAGAUAAAAUCAAUAAAUCACAAACGAAUGUAACAGAGGUGGAAUUUACUACUCGACACAGUGGGAGAUACAGAUGUAUUGUUAAGAAUCAAGUCAGCAAAAAAACAACUGAGAAGGAAAUAAAGUGUCCAGGCCAGCUGGAGCUCUAUCUCAUCUCAUGCAUAGCAGGAGGUGCAGUAUUCUUUGUUGUCUUUGUGAUUUUGCUUAUUUAUUGCAUCAGGAAGAAAAAAGCAGAUAGGCUUGAAGAUGAUGAUGAGGAAAGGAUGCAGAUCCACCAAGUGGACACAGAGAUGGCAAUGCGGAAGCUCCCUCAACCACCAUCCAACCCUAUCCCCCAGCAGACCUGUGUGCAGCAGACGCCUCCUCCACAGCCAUGUAUACAGCAGCAAGCAGUGCCCCCACAGCCCAGGCCACGUACCCAGCUGAGAGAGAGGCACUGAGUGUCUGUCAUGGGGGAUGGAGGGCUCUUUCUUAUGGAAGAAGAAAGUUUACAACAGUCAGGAACUUCUUCCACCCAGGCUUAUGUAGCACUCAGCUACGGAGCUGCAGAAGAUUAGGGAGAGCAUCAGGUAACUGGAGUUGAAGAGACACAGUGGAGGAGAUUGAAGAUGAUGAGAUCUGAGGCCUCUUUUCUUCAAGUGACUCUAUACUAAUGUAUAGACUACUGACACCUGCGUCUUUCUGUGGUUCACUUGUUUUUACUGCAGCUUGUUGUUGUCUUGCCUUCCAGAUGGGUUAUAUCAAAAAGUGAGAGUCUUUCUGAGACAAUGUGGGCUUGUGGAUCUUACCUGGUUUUAUCACAUAGCUUUUCAUUCUUUUGCUGUGCAUUAGAACAGCCCUCUGGUUUCAACAUCAGAUGCGUGAUCUCCUAAACAGAACAAUAAUCUGUAUAUAAUUAAUUAACUGGUCUGAUGUUGGAAGAAUUGGUGCUGUCCAACACAGAACAGUAAACAGAAAGGAGAUGUGAUGGACUUGAAGCAUGCACAUGUGAAAAAUUGUAAGGGGGAAGGAGUAUAUCCUUCAUUUUCUCUACUGCUUCAGCUCAGUUCCUGUGCUUCUUCACUGGCAAGUAAAAUGAAACAAUUUUCCCUAUAGA